AUGCCUGGCGGGGGCGACCCUGGCAAAAAGAAGGACGACAAGAAGAAGGAAAAGCCAAAGUACGAGCCUCCUGUGGAGUCCAAGUUCGGUAAAAAGAGAAGAAAGGGACCAGAUACGGCAGUCAAAUUACCUAGUGUCCAUCCAAGUACGAGAUGUAAAUUGAAAUUGUUGAAGUUGGAGAGAAUUAAGGACCACUUGCUCUUAGAGGAGGAGUUCAUUGCCAAUCAGGAAGCAUUCCAGCCCACUGAGGCUAAGCAGGCCGAAGAAAGAGAGAAGGUCGACGAGGUGAGAGGAUACCCAAUGUCCAUUGGUACCUUAGAAGAAAUCAUAGACGAUGACCAUGGAAUUGUCUCGACUACAGCAGGUUCCGAAUACUAUGUGUCCAUCAUGUCUUUUGUGGAUAAAGGUCUUUUAGAGCCCGGUUGCUCUGUGCUUUUACACCAUAAAACUGUCUCCAUCGUCGGUGUUUUGCAAGAUGAUGCUGACCCUAUGGUCUCUGUGAUGAAAUUGGACAAGUCGCCUACUGAGUCGUACUCUGAUAUCGGUGGUUUGGAGUCCCAGAUCCAAGAAAUCAAAGAAGCUGUCGAAUUGCCUUUGACGCAUCCAGAACUAUACGAAGAGAUGGGUAUCAAACCUCCUAAGGGUGUGAUUCUUUACGGUGCCCCAGGUACUGGUAAGACUCUUUUGGCAAAGGCUGUUGCCAAUCAGACAAGUGCCACUUUCUUGAGAAUCGUUGGUUCUGAGUUGAUUCAAAAAUAUCUCGGAGAUGGUCCAAGAUUGUGUAGACAGAUUUUCCAAAUUGCUGGCGAGCUUGCACCAUCGAUUGUCUUCAUUGAUGAAAUUGAUGCUAUCGGUUCCAAGAGAUACGAAUCUACUUCCGGUGGUGAAAGAGAAAUUCAAAGAACGAUGUUGGAGUUGUUGAAUCAGUUAGAUGGUUUCGACGACAGAGGCGACAUCAAGGUCGUUAUGGCCACCAACAAAAUCGAGAGUUUGGACCCUGCAUUGAUUAGACCGGGAAGAAUUGAUCGUAAGAUCUUGUUCGAGAAUCCCGAUUCUAACACCAAGAAGAAGAUCUUGACCAUCCACACAUCUAAGAUGAGCUUAUCAUCCGACGUCAACCUAGAUGAGUUAGUCACCUCGAAGGACGAGUUGUCUGGUGCCGAUAUCAAGGCGAUGUGCACGGAAGCAGGUUUGUUGGCAUUGAGAGAGAGGAGAAUGCAAGUCAAGGCCGAGGACUUUAAGACUGCGAAGGAGAGAGUACUCAAGAACAAGGUUGAAGAGAACCUCGAGGGCUUGUACUUGUAA
This is a messenger RNA of Candidozyma duobushaemuli, 1305 nucleotides long. It is a transcript of the gene RPT2, whose product is annotated as proteasome regulatory particle base subunit. NCBI's taxonomy places the organism in Eukaryota, Fungi, Ascomycota, Pichiomycetes, Serinales, Metschnikowiaceae. The record is from RefSeq and is a predicted model, not a curated record. Gene Ontology annotation, molecular function: ATP hydrolysis activity; ATP binding; proteasome-activating activity. The coding region runs from base 1 to 1305 and encodes 434 amino acids. The transcript has a single exon. Gene Ontology annotation, biological process: proteasome-mediated ubiquitin-dependent protein catabolic process. Gene Ontology annotation, cellular component: proteasome regulatory particle, base subcomplex.